Molecule: messenger RNA, 1063 nt
Organism: Etheostoma spectabile (orangethroat darter)
Lineage: Eukaryota; Metazoa; Chordata; Actinopteri; Perciformes; Percidae
Product: secretory phospholipase A2 receptor-like
Exons: 5
Coding region: 1-690 (229 amino acids)
Source: RefSeq, a predicted model, not a curated record
AUGGUCCCCCACCCCCCCACAACAACGCCUAUCAACUCGACCCUGACCCAGAACCACCAUCAGCUUCAUGGAGGCUCGUUAGAGGACCCACAGGAUCAGAGUCUAUACACAACCUGGUCAGAUGUCACUUUUGUCCCCGUCCGUUCCUCUCUGACAUGGACUGGAGCCCAGAACUACUGCAGAACCCACCACACAGACCUGGCCAGUGUGAGGGACAUGGCAGAGAACCAGAAGAUACAGGGGGUGCUAAGUGGAGGAUCUAGUUUCUGGAUCGGCCUCGUCAGGGACUCCUGGAAGUGGUCUGAUGGUAGUUCCUCCUCAUUCAGCUUCUGGAAGACCGGAAAACCUGAUAUCAAGAACCCGAACCAGACCUGCGUGGCUGCAGACUUCAGCCAAUCAGGAGCCUGGGAGGGCUGGCCAUGUGACAUGGAGAGAGCGUUCAUUUGCUACGGUCCAGUGGUUCCUGUUACAAAGAAAGUGAUGAAAGUGAAGUUUAAGAAGAAGGGGGACGUGGAUCUGAAUAACCCUGCUGUGAUGGCGGCCAUGUUGGAGCAGCUCCAACAGAAGCUGAGGGCCCAGGGGAAGGACCCCAACAUCAAGCUGAGCUGGAGGAAGCAGGCCGAUGGACAGGUCUUCCACAAGGAAGACCAGAAGACCACCAAGAGGAGGAGGAAGAGGGACGAGCUGUAAUGUGGAGUUGCUGCGUCUCUUUCUUUCCUCUAAGAUGUGACGGAGCAGAACAGAGCUGCAACUAUCAGCUGAUCCAGAGUCACUUCUGGAUCUUCUUUUUCAACAUGGACCCUAUUAGGGUAAAUAGGGUCCAGGUUGAAAACUACUGAAGUUACACUUUUGAUCAAUUACUCACAACUAUUUCAUAAUCAAUUCAUCUUUUUACCGUUUCUUAAACAUGAAGAUAAGAUUCUUUUCUUGUUCUAUUUGAUCAUAUCUUAAUAUAUUAUAUGGAGAUUAUAUGUUUUUCUUGUUAUAUUUGAUCAUAUCUUAAUAUAUUAUAUGGAGAUUAGAUGCUUUUCUUGUUAUAUUUGAUCAUAUCUUAAUAUAUUAU